This is a messenger RNA of Dujonia railenensis, 495 nucleotides long. Lineage: Eukaryota; Fungi; Ascomycota; Pichiomycetes; Serinales; Debaryomycetaceae. The record is from the annotation of a GenBank genome assembly.
AUGCGUAUUUUAAUGGUUGGUUUAGAUGCUGCAGGUAAGACCACCAUUUUGUAUAAAUUAAAGUUGGGAGAAAUUGUCACCACCAUUCCAACCAUUGGGUUCAACGUUGAAACUGUAGAAUACAAGAACAUUUCAUUCACUGUUUGGGAUGUCGGUGGACAAGAUAAAAUUAGACCAUUGUGGAGAUACUAUUUCCAAAACACGCAAGGUAUAAUUUUCGUUGUUGAUUCUAACGACAGAGAUCGUAUUGCUGAAGCAAGAGAAGAAUUACAACAAAUGUUGAAUGAAGAUGAAUUGAGGGACGCAUUGUUAUUGGUUUUCGCUAACAAGCAAGAUUUGCCAAACGCCAUGAAUGCCGCUGAAAUCACUGAAAAAUUGGGAUUACACUCCAUUAGACAGAGACCAUGGUACAUCCAAGCCACUUGUGCCACUUCUGGAGAUGGUUUAUAUGAAGGUUUGGAAUGGUUAUCAACCAACUUGAAGAACGCUGUUUAA